AUGGACAUACAUAAGGACACAAUACACAGCAUUGAAGCCGACUUUAGCCAGAGGAGAAUCGUGACAGCAUCAUCUGACGGCCUGGUUCGUGUGUUUUCAAAGGGCUCAUCCGAUGGAUCUGACAGCCUGGCUCUUGAUGCAGAGCUCAAUGCAUGCCUGGGCCCUGCUACAAAGGCAGUCUUUCUGGGCAACGGAGAGCUGAUUGCAUCUGCAUACUUCUGCGGGAAGGUCAUUGUUUGGAAGUCGGAAGGAGGCAAGUUUGUGAAAAAACUAGAGAAGCAGCUUCUUGAUGGAUCUGUGAAUGAUCUGGAUGCAAGUUGUGCAGAUGGGAUGUUUGUAUUAUACUGUGCAUGUUCUGACGGCAAUGUUAGAAUUAUGAAGAUUGGGAAUGCACAGGGCAGCACUGAUGUGGAAGAGGUGCUGUGCCACAGGUUCGGGGUUUCGUCCAUCAGCGCAACAGAAAAUGGGUUUGUGAGUGGCGGGAUGGAUUAUUCGGUGGCUGUUUGGGAAAACGGCAAAGAAGUGGCAAGGAUGAGAGAUCACAAGGCUUUUGUCAGGGAUGUAGCUGUUUGCCCAGCAAAUGCAUUCAAGAUGUUUUGCAUGGCUAGCUGCUCAGAAGAUGGGAAUGUGAUCAUCUACACUGGCAAGGAGGGUGGAUAUGCCAUGCAAACAAUAAACCUGAACGAGCCGUGCUAUAGCCUCUCAUGGAGCUCAUCAGGAUUCAGUUUGAGUGUGGGAUAUGGAGAGGCAAAGUUCAAGUGCUUUGUUCCUGAUGCAAGUGGAAAGUUUAAGGAGGUUGGGCUAAGACGAGUUGAGGAAUAA
Molecule: messenger RNA, 822 nt
Organism: Ordospora pajunii
Lineage: Eukaryota; Fungi; Microsporidia; Ordosporidae
Exons: 1
Coding region: 1-822 (273 amino acids)
Biological process (GO): COPII-coated vesicle budding; protein import into nucleus
Cellular component (GO): COPII vesicle coat; nuclear pore outer ring
Molecular function (GO): structural molecule activity; protein binding
Source: RefSeq, a predicted model, not a curated record